UCCAUGUUUGGAACGCUGCCAAUAACAAACACUCAAGUUAAACUAGAAUAACAACGCCACAAAAACAGCAAAAUUAAGUGCAAUAAUGUUAGCAGACAUAGAUGUUUUUAUUACUAACUAUACCAUGGUCGAUCCGGAAAUCUAUCAACUAUGGAUUGAAGGCUACUCAUCUACUGAAGCAGUUACUUUACUGAAACAGAAGCCAUCUAUGGUUGGAAUCCAAAUCGAGUGGAUCACUUCGGAUGUUCUCGAUCACUACCGGACGUAUUCGCUGCUGGAACGAGUUUUGGAUAAUCCAGCUAAGCUCUCUGAACAACCAUCAUUCCAACUGACGCCACACAAUCGAUCAUUGAUAAUCGAGAAAUACUAUUCCCUGGAUGACUCGGUAGCACGUGAGAUAUUCGGCAAAAAGUUCAACGCCCGGAACCGAAAAGAUUUGGACGAAGUUGCCGAGAAGACGGGUGUUCGACUGAAGUCCUGUAGGCGACAGUUUGAUAAUGUUAAACGCAUCUUCAAAGCAGUGGAAGAGAUGCCAGGGAACACAGCACAAAACAUUCGACAACUGUUUGUUCUGCCUGAGGAGUUGGCCCAGAAAUAUGCGGCUGUAGUGUUCAUUGCCUGUAUGCGGUUCGAAACCUGCAAACGCAAGCUCCAGUAUCUCUAUUUCGGGGACUUUUUCGAAUGCUCUCAAGCCAUCAUGACGAGCUGGACUUACACGUACCAGCAUGCGGGUCCGGAUUAUUAUGACACCGAAAUGGACAAAGAGUUCUUGCUGGAUCUGAGGGAAAUCCGUUACCUGCUCGAUAAGGAGAAAGAAAUUAAAUGUCUCGUUACCAUGCGCCUCAAACCGACCAUGCUGGAGCGAACCUACCAAGAAGUGGACAGCAACUUCCGGUCCUACUGGCGCUCGAUCAUAACCAUCGCAAUCAAUCUACAUCGAACCCGGGAGCUGCGGCAACUGUUCCUGGAACUCACCGAACGGCUGAUAGAACCGUGGAAGCAAAACAACUGGCCUAAAGAGCAGGCAGCCCUGUUCUUGAAGUGCAUCACCCAGAGCGUCCUCGAUAUGGAGGUUCCUCGAGACAAUCAGGACAUCCGGUGCCUCUGGGACCGGUACAUGCAGGUCGUCACCGUGUGUCUGCUUAAAAUGUAUCACAAUUGAGGUGGUUUUUGCAAUAAGAAAAUUUGGCUUCUCACUCUCUUGGAUGGAAAUUCACCGCGAAAUAAACGCUUAAACUUUACUCAUUAAUACUUGGGGAAGUGUCAAUUUUCUUCAUUCCCAAGUCCCAGGCGAUUAUUUUAGUUUGGGUGGCAGUAAAUACAGUUAGUUCCAGCUCAAGCUGCCUGGAAAGUCGGCUAAACGCUGCUGUUUAAUUAAGAUCUAGGAGCGAGCAGGCGAAUGCUUAUGCAAAGAUUUGCGAACUUCUUGGAUUUAGCUUGAGAGAGUAAGCAAAAAAUGGCAAAGCAGCAACGUCGUAGACAUCGAGUCGUCAGCAGAUUCAUGUAGGAGGAGGCGUCGUCGUCCAGACGUCGCCGUCCAAACUGCUGGAGCCUGUCGUUUAAAGGAUGGGGUUUUUGUACUUAAAUCGUCUCCCUC
Messenger RNA from Uranotaenia lowii, 1597 nucleotides. RefSeq names its product acidic fibroblast growth factor intracellular-binding protein (gene Fibp). Gene Ontology annotation, cellular component: nucleus. Bases 86 to 1162 code for a protein of 358 amino acids. The transcript has 4 exons. Lineage: Eukaryota; Metazoa; Arthropoda; Insecta; Diptera; Culicidae. The record is from RefSeq and is a predicted model, not a curated record.